AUGAAGGAUAAAAUUGAAAUAGAAAUAGAAAAUAAUAAUCUUGAGACUGCUAAAAAAGCAAUUACAGACCUAGAAAAGAGCGCAAUUAUUGAAAAAUCAGAAUAUUUAAGAACUAAAUUAUUAGAAAAAAUUAAUAGGUAUAAAAAUUUGUAUUCUGCAAAAAUUAGCAUCAAAACAAAUAAUUUAGAGCAGAAAGAAUGUUUUAGUUUUAGCUCAAAUGAUCUUUUUGCUGUGCAUGACUAUUUAGAAUAUUUUGAUUUUACAAAUCAAUCCUUUUUAUUUGAAAAAAUUUACAAUAAAGGAGAAAUUAAUAACUGUAAAGCAUGUAUUUUUGAGGAUCUUGAAAUUUUAGAAAGUUUAGUAAUAGAUAACUGCAAUAACUGUACUAUCAAAUGCAAAACAAAACAAUUACGUAUACGAAAUUCUAUAAAUAUUAAAAUCGAAUUAUUUACUGAAGCAGGGGUCAGUUUAGAAAAUAGCAGCCAAAUUACUGUAAAAGAAUUAUUGUCUAUAAAAGGUAAACAAAUUACAGAAAAUGAGAAAAAAAUGAAUAAUUUUUAUAAAAUUAAUGAUUUUUCAUGUCCUUUUAAGACACAAAAUUACAACAUACUUUAA
This is a messenger RNA of Vairimorpha ceranae, 615 nucleotides long. RefSeq lists its product as hypothetical. The transcript has a single exon. The record is from RefSeq and is a predicted model, not a curated record. NCBI's taxonomy places the organism in Eukaryota, Fungi, Microsporidia, Nosematidae. The coding region runs from base 1 to 615 and encodes 204 amino acids.